Molecule: messenger RNA, 2115 nt
Organism: Cyphomyrmex costatus
Lineage: Eukaryota; Metazoa; Arthropoda; Insecta; Hymenoptera; Formicidae
Gene: Idh
Product: isocitrate dehydrogenase [NADP] cytoplasmic
Exons: 2
Coding region: 295-1737 (480 amino acids)
Biological process (GO): NADP+ metabolic process; isocitrate metabolic process
Cellular component (GO): mitochondrion; cytosol; peroxisome
Molecular function (GO): NAD binding; magnesium ion binding; isocitrate dehydrogenase (NADP+) activity
Source: RefSeq, a predicted model, not a curated record
CUUAAAUUUCACUCGAGAAUUUCUAGAGGACAAACUCCAAGACUCGGACAUGUGACUGAUGUGACUUCAGCGCGACAAUCAGCUCUUAUCAGUGAUUCCAGAUCAAUCUUAGGCUAAACGUUCUACGUCGCGUUAACAAUUGAUUUUAAAAAAAAAAGGAUCAAGUGCGUCGUGAAGUAGGAAACAAGAGUAAAGAUAGAAAAAACGAUACGAGGAGGUGGGAAUAUUAAAAAAAAAGUACGCAUAUAGGUGGAGAGGUGGGUGACACGCGUCAUUUACUGGUCAUUUACUGCCAUGCUCGCGCCCCACCGUGCCCUCCAGCCGUACGCGCAUUUUAUAAGGACUGUACACUCGUUACAGUCUGCCACUUACUACGGUGUCACGUCAUCGUCGUCGCUGUCGUCCCCGCUCGCUGUGCGAGAAUCCGAUUGUCACCGUCGCCACCUGCUGCAACAUCCGUCAUUGGCAGAAAGACUCGUGAAGCACGUUUUCGGCGCCUCAUUCGUGACAAUGGCAAAAAUCAAGACAGGUCCAGUUGUUGACAUUCUUGGCGAUGAAAUGACACGUAUCAUAUGGGAUUCGAUUAAGGAGAAACUCAUUUUGCCUUACUUAGACAUCGAAUUGCAUACAUACGAUUUGGGCAUCGAGAAUCGUGAUGCUACAGAUGACAAGGUGACAGUAGAAUGCGCGGAAGCAAUCAAGCGUUACAAUGUUGGCAUCAAGUGCGCUACUAUCACGCCCGAUGAAAAACGGGUAGAGGAAUUCAAGCUGAAACAGAUGUGGAAAAGUCCGAAUGGCACUAUCAGGAACAUCCUGGGCGGCACGGUAUUCCGCGAGGCGAUCAUCUGCAAGAACAUACCGCGUCUAGUAGUCUGCUGGAAGGAGCCAAUCAUUAUUGGCAGACACGCGCACGCCGAUCAGUACAAAGCUACGGAUUUCGUGGUGCCGGGUCCAGGUAAACUAGAAAUUACGUGGACUGGCAAUUCCGGCCAGAAGAUCCAGUACACCGUUCACGAUUUUCAAGGUCCUGGUAUCGCCCAGGCUCAAUACAAUACCGACGAGAGCAUUCGCGCUUUCGCCCACAGCUCAUUCCAAUACGCACUGUCGCGUAAUUAUCCACUAUACCUGUCCACGAAGAACACGAUCCUCAAGAAGUACGAUGGUCGCUUCAAGGAUAUAUUCCAGGAGAUCUAUGACAAGGAAUACAAACAACAGUUCGAGGCGAAGAAGAUAUGGUACGAACACCGGUUGAUCGAUGAUAUGGUAGCCUACGCCAUGAAAUCCGACGGUGGUUUUGUAUGGUCGUGUAAGAACUACGACGGUGAUGUACAGUCGGAUUCGGUGGCACAGGGCUAUGGCUCGUUGGGCAUGAUGACAUCGGUCCUCAUAUGUCCGGAUGGUCGCACGAUUGAAGCCGAAGCCGCCCAUGGUACAGUUACCCGACACUACCGUCAGUAUCAGCAGGGCAAGGAGACGUCCACUAAUCCGAUCGCGUCUAUUUUUGCUUGGACCCGCGGCUUAUUACAUCGCGCUAAACUUGAUGACAAUCCACGUUUGCGACACUUUGCCGAAACGUUAGAAAAGGUCUGCAUCGACACCAUCGAAUCUGGUUUCUUCACCAAAGAUCUCGCCAUAUGUAUCAAGGGUAUGAACAAUGUCACCAGGUCUGAUUACCUCGAGACAUUCGAAUUUAUGGACAAGCUUGCUGAUAAUUUGAAGAAACAACUCAAAGCGUGACUCGUUGAUGACAAAGGACGUAGCCUACGGGCCAAGUAUUAAGUCAUUACGUUGUAAUGAAAAGAAAGAAAUGUUUACGUGGUUACGGGAAAAAGCUAGAUUUCAUUGAGCAUAUAUUAUAUAUUUACAUUUAUAUAUAAUUACAUGCAUAUAAAAUUGUCACAGUUACGUCAAAUUUUUUUCUGUUUCACGCCACAUCGUACGAUAUUACGCUCGAUUAAUCUUCGAGGCAUUAAUCAGACUAUUCGUUUUACAAAACGUCAUAAACUGAUUGCCUCAUAUUUUUCUCGAUAGCUAUGGAAUAUAUUAAGUCAUAUAUUAAGCAAUAUAGAUAUAAAAAGCAAGAUAACGUUGAUAUUGGCUAAUGAUUGUACAAUU